This is a messenger RNA of Enhydra lutris kenyoni (northern sea otter), 5003 nucleotides long. It is a transcript of the gene FKRP, whose product is annotated as fukutin related protein. NCBI's taxonomy places the organism in Eukaryota, Metazoa, Chordata, Mammalia, Carnivora, Mustelidae. Gene Ontology annotation, biological process: protein O-linked glycosylation via mannose. Gene Ontology annotation, cellular component: Golgi apparatus. The coding region runs from base 1443 to 2930 and encodes 495 amino acids. The transcript has 3 exons. The record is from RefSeq and is a predicted model, not a curated record.
GCGCGCUCGGCGGGGGCCGGGGGUGCCGAUGAUGGGAACGAGUCCGUGCGCGCGCCUCGCCCACCCGGGUCGACCCCAAAAGCGCGCGCGCGCGCCUCCGGGUGGGCGGGAAGGGGCGGGGCGGAGAGGCGCGCCCCGAGGAGGGCUAACCGAGACCCAGGCGGAGCGCGAGGGUCGCGCCUGGGAAGAGCAGGACUUUGGGAGGAGCCGCUUUCUGCCCCUCUCCUCCUGCUUCGCCCCAAAGAAAAAUUCUAACUCCCUCCAGACCCAAAUGUCACUCUCCUUGACACUGUUCCUCUGAGAGAAAGGGCGACUACCAGGGGUGGUCUCAGCAACGGCCCCAUCCUCUCCGUUUCCUGGCCCAGGUCGGUAGUCAGUGUAACCCUUCCCCAGCCUGGAACCCUCCCUCUUUGUGGUUAUGGAGCCCCAAACCUCUCCUGUCCUUGCACCAGGGGGAGGUCGCAAGGUAACUUAAGUCCCGGGUGGUCCUUGGGCCCCAACCUUCAUUUGGUUACUAUGGCAACCUCACCUAGCACUCAGGUAGAAAGGACCCCAGCCCCAAGGACACUGCUGAGAGAACACCUCUUUCCCAACCCCUCCCCCUAGCCACCCAGCUGGCAUUACCAUGGUAACCGUUUCCCCCCCUCUUUCUCAUCGUGGGAGGUCCAUGGACCAAGCCAACCAGGUGUUUUUAUUUAGAGAAGAUGCUCUGCUGAGGAACCGUUGCUAUGGUUACAGGGCCUGGACCAGGAGGUGGAAAAAGGCAAGGCCAACCCCUGGUUGCUAUGGUAACCAGGGACCUACAAGGAUAGUCCCCCUUCCCGUGUCCCUAAGAACCAGGCCCACCAAGGUAGGGGACAGUUUUAAGAUUGUGUCUCAGGAUGGAGUGGGUCUAGGGAAGGGGUUGUUACGGUAAUGGCUUUGGUCACUUCUAGUACCACCUUUCUGGGCACAUAUAUAAGAAGGGAUGGUUAUAGGCUGCUGGGAUAACUGACAUCCUUCCCACCCAUUCCUGAGAUACCCCAGGUGGGGCCCGAGCUCAUGGAACUUCAAAGAGAAAGGAUUCUCUGACCUUCUCAUUGCCACUUUUGCAGGCAAGGUGAAAUCGUACUCUGCUGUACAAAAUUGGCUGAUUUGGGGUUUUCUGGUUCUCGUUCCCUCAGCAGUGCAGCUGAGCUGGGCUGGAGCCGCCCACCCGGAGCUCCCGCAGCAACCUAGGAGAUGGGACAGCCGAGGCUCAGUCCAGAGCAGAGCUCAGGCCAGGUGAACCUAGGCCGAAAGUGAACCUGAGUCUACUUACAUUGUUUUCUGGGGAAUGGAGAGACAAAGUCUCAGCUUGACUGUCCUCUCCUCCUGGACCACCUUUUCUCUGUCACACCCCCCGCCGGUUUCCUGACCCAUCUGAUGCCCCGGAAGCCCAGCUAGGGCCCGACUUUGGCCCCAUGCGUCUCACCUGCUGCCAGGCUGCCCUGGCAGCCGCCAUCACCCUCAACCUCCUGGUCCUCUUCUAUGUGUCAUGGCUGCAGCACCAGCCCAGGAACUCCCGGGCCCGGAGUCCCCGCCGUGGAGCGGCUGCCGGCCCCCGUGUCACCGUCCUGGUGCGGGAGUUCGAGGCCUUUGACAACGCGGUGCCUGAGCUGGUGGACUCCUUCUUGCAACAAGACGCCACCCAGCCUGUGGUGGUGGCCGCGGACACGCUCCCCUACCCGCCCCUGGCCCUGCCCCGCGUUCCCAACGUUCGCCUGGCGCUGCUCCAGCCCGCCCUGGACCGGCCCGCCGCGGCCUCGCGCCCCGAGACCUACGUGACCACCGAGUUCGUGGCCCUGGUGCCUGACGGGGCGAGGGCCGAGGCCCCGGGCCAACUGGAGCGCAUGGUGGAGGUGCUCCGGGCAGGAGGGGCACGCCUGGUGGCCGCCCCUGUCGCCUCGGCCAACCCUGCCCGGUGCCUGGCCCUGAACGUCAGCCUGCGGGAGUGGACGGCCCGCUACAGCCCCGCGCCCUCCGCGCCCCGCUGUGACGCCCUGGACGGAGACGCGGUGGUGCUCCUGCGCUCCCGCGACCUCUUCAACCUGUCGGCGCCCCUGGCCCGGCCGCUGAGCACCGGCCUCUUCCUGCAGACGGCCUUGCGGGGCUGGGCGGUGCAGCUGCUGGACCUGCCGUUCGGCGCGGCGCGCCAGCCACCCCUGGCCACGGCCCACGCGCGCUGGAAGGCAGAGCGCGAGGGGCGCGCGCGGCGGGCAGCACUGCUGCGCUCGCUGGGCAUCCGCCUGGUAAGCGGGGAGGGCGGGCGCCUCGAGUGGUUCGGUUGCAGCAAGGAGACCCCGCGCUGCUUCGGGACGGUGGUGGGCGACACACCGGCCUACCUCUACGAGGAGCGCUGGACGCCCCCGUGCUGCCUGCGCGCUCUGCGGGAGACCGCCCGCUAUGUGGUGGGCGUGCUGGAGGCGGCGGGUGUGCGCUACUGGCUGGAGGGCGGCUCGCUGCUCGGGGCCGCCCGUCACGGGGACAUCAUCCCGUGGGACUACGAUGUGGACCUGGGCAUCUACCUGGAGGACGUGGGCAACUGCGAGCAGCUGCGGGGGGCCGAGGCGGGCUCGGUGGUGGACGAGCGCGGCUUCGUGUGGGAGAAGGCCGUAGAGGGCGACUUCUUCCGCGUGCAGUACAGCGAAAGCAACCAUCUGCACGUGGACCUGUGGCCCUUCUAUCCCCGCAAUGGAGUCAUGACCAAGGACACAUGGCUGGAUCACCGGCAAGAUGUCGAGUUCCCCGAACACUUCCUGCAGCCUCUCGUGCCCCUGUCCUUUGCUGGCUUCGUGGCGCAGGCACCUAACAACUACCGUCGCUUCCUGGAGCUCAAGUUCGGCCCCGGGGUCAUCGAGAACCCAGAGUACCCCAACCCGUCCCUCCUGAGUUUGGCAGGAAGUGGCUGAAGCUCCUGCGCCCGCCCAGGGGGGUCUGGAGAACACUCAGGCCAGGGAGUGGGGGGUAUGGGGAGACCUGGCCUUGGCUAUGGUGCUGGGGGCAUGUGGUGGGCGGGCCGGGGUUGCGGAGCUGCCGGGCAAGGCCCAGCACCGUCCUGCACUUGGAAGACGUGCCCCGACCAAGAUUUCCGAGAGCUUGGGUUUAUUUGGAGCAAAGACAGUUUUGUAAAGAGGAAAAUGUGUACGUUUUGCGCCCGGACUGCCGCGAUUAGAACCCCAGCUCUGCCACUUCCUAAUUAGGCGGGCCGGGUGAGUGUCUUCGCAGCAUCGCGCUCCCAAAGAGCCCGCAGGACGCUUGGCUGCUGGGGCUGCUUCCGCCACUAGAGGGCGCCUCUGUCCUAGUCUGGGGUCCAAGGCCCAGGUAAGCCCUGGACCUCCCGGUUCCCGGAGCUUCCCUAACUUGAACCUUUUGGUCUCUCCAAUCCCCUGUACCUGGCGGGACAGGAUGACUGUCUCCCUUCUUCCAGAAUGUGACCUCCUGGCCUCCUGCGAACGCCCUGUGAAUUGCAUGCUGCUCUUAACCACAUCUUGCAGAGGAGGAAACGGGCUCAGCCUUGAGCUGCCGCAGUGAGUAACCGAGCUCUGGAUGCCAGACCCCCUCCGGAUUAACUGCGUUACGUCGUGGUUUCAGCGCUCCGCACCUGGUAGACCACUUGCGCGGCAGGAUGAACAGCAGUCAGAGCUCACGUUACUCAGCUCAUAUGGUGUGCCCGGCGUCCUUCUCAGUGCUGGACGACGAGUGACUGCUCCAUCUCUCACCUCAACCCUCUGAGCCAGAGCUGCUAUUAUUUCCAUUUUACAGGUGAGCACACUGAGGCCAGAAUGGCAGAGUCACUUGCCCAAGGUCAGACAGCUUAGAAAGCAACAGAGCAGGGACUUGAACCCCGGCAGCCAGGCUGGAGCGCACACUGAAUUUGGCUGCUGUGCCCCCUUUCUAGUUACGCUACAUGAGAGGGGGGUCCCUGGGAGUCCACACCCUUAGCUGGUGAAGCCAUGGCGGCCUUCCUCCUGUGCUCGUGCACCCAAGAUUAAAUGCCAUUUGAGCAAGUAUCCCGAAUAUACUUAUUUAUAAAUUAUAUACAGGUACUUCUGUUGUUCUGUGUAUUAGUAAUAAGGCUUAAAUUAUUCCAUUUUAAAAUAAACAGAGAAGGUUUUGUUUACAUGGCUCAUCUUAGUGACUUGUCCCAUUUGGAACCACAGGCUCUGAGGCAGGAGAGGCCUGGGGUCAAAACCCAGCUCUGCCUCUUUCUCCCACUGGGAUCUUAGGCCACCAUGACUCUGCCUCUCUGAACCUCUGCUUUGCGCCUGGGAAUUGCGGGUCGUGAACAUUCCCCCCACGGGGGUGCUGUGAGCCACUUGAGUGGUAAAGGCUCAGGAAUCAAGGCUGUGUUUGGCUCCUGGCCAACUUUAUUUGUGAUCUUAGGCAAGUCCCUGUCUCCCUGGACCUAUAGGUUGGUUGUGGGGGAUGGGGGAGAUUGAAGAAGCCGGAAGCCAGGGGGAGGGGGAGGGGGAGGGGGAGGAAGAAGAUGAUCAAUGCAAAUCUAAUCCCAUCUCAAACGUGGCUCAGACAUGCAGAGUCCGACUUCUUAGAUCACAGCCUCUAUUUUUAGCCACUGAACCUGCAAAGGGCUCCCAGAGACUGUUGGGUUUCCACAGAGCAUUCUGGAAACAUAAGGGGAUGAUUUUGACUCUCGGGAAGCGUAGCCCAGGGAUGGAGAGGUCAUAAUAGGCAGGACCUCUCCACAGGGUAAAGCACUGGCCCUUGUCAUAUACAGUUUUGAAAGCCCCGUUGGACAUUCCUGAAGGGAGUGCGAUUUUCAAAAUCUUAGCAACUGGUACGGUGAUACAAAUUAAUAUAUAUGUCAGUAUAUGCAUCACAAUGUGUAAAUAUUUCUUUUUUCUCUGAAGGAUGGAAAUGAUCUGUAUAUACAUAUUUCUUUCAAUUGUUUGCCAGGAACAUGAGCUGAAACUCAGAUUAUUGUUAAAUCAUGCAAUUAUUUUGUUUUAUUUAGAAACUUACUU